UGAAAAACUAGUUAAAAAUGUCGAUGUGGAUAUGAAGCGGAGGCUGCAGACUGAGCUGGGCUGACGCGGGCAGCGAACUGUAAAAAUGCUUAGCUGCCUCUCUGAUUCAGCUGCUGCAACUCUGGCGUUUGGGGCUGCCUGAAUACUAAAAUAGACUUGUGGGCCAGCACAAGAGCUCUUCUCAGGAAACACAGACCCAGUCAGAGCUUCCAAAGCUCCUCAUCACAGCAGCCCUUUUGGGGUUGCUAUGGCAGCUGCUGUCACAGAAACCAAGCGCUGGACACAAGCUUGCCCCAGUAUAGCAGGACAGACCACUAGUCAUUGCUGUAAGAGACCAUCGAACACUCAACAAACAGCACUUACCAUUAAUCCCAGCACUCUGAAUUAACAAGACGCCCAGAGGUCUCCAGUCUGAUGGUCAGCUCCUUGGAAAAUCCCCAUGAGUCUUGUCUGUGUCUGCUCAGGCUCCUGGCCAGAUCUCCUGUGCACCAGCAGAGCCAGUGUUGUUCUUUCUGCUAGACCAUGUUCCACCAGCAGGAUCAUCUGAAGAGCCAGCUGCAGGAGAGCCACCCGGCCAGCAGACAGCUCUUCCACUGCCAGGAGUGUGGGAAGCAGUACAACACCCAGCUGGGUUACAGACGCCACUUGGUGGCAGCCCACAGCGCAGCAGCAGGCCUGCCCUGCCCGGAGGGGCCACCCGGUCUGCUGGAGCACCUGGGCAGCCACAUUGACAGACCUCCACCAACGGAGGGCAAUGCCAGUGCUGCUGUGCCUGUGCGGGAGAGGAAGUACUCGUGUGAACGCUGUGACCGACGCUUCUACACCCGCAAGGACGUGCGUCGCCAUGCGGUGGUGCACACCGGUCGCCGCGACUUCUUGUGCCCACGCUGUGCACAACGCUUUGGGCGCAGAGACCACCUGACCCGCCACCUGAAGAAGAGCCACGCCCAGGAGGCAGGGUUGACACCCACUGGCACACCCAACACCCCUGUGGCCACACCAACUCCUGCCACCCCGUGUCCAGUGAAGGAGGAGCCAAGCCCGGUGACCUGUGACAUGGGCUCAGCAUCAAAGGAGCCUAUGGAGGCCUUCUCCAUGUACAACUCCUACCCCAUGGCCAAUCCUGUCCCAGGAAUGGGCCACCCUCAUGGCCUCAUGCAGGGCUCCUUGUCCUCAUCCAUGGGCAUGGGUCGCCACAUGCCACCCCCUUCUCCUCAGCCUCACCACCAUCACCUGCAGCCCCCUGCGCCACAGCAGCAGCAGCAGCAGCAGCAGCAGCAGCCUUACGGCAACAUGACCAGGUACCAGCAUGGAUCUACCUCAUAUCCUCGCGCUGACGUGGACAGUUUCCUUCUGGACCUGCAGAGUGGCCUACCCCCUCACCUGAGUGCAGCCCCUUCCUCUACCUCCACCACUGCCUCCCCUCAGAGAGAAGUGCUGGCUGAAGGUGUGGGGAGUGUCGGGGCUGGUGACCCCCAUCUGCUGUCCAGGAGCCCAGCACUCUCUUCUGCUGAGCUGUCCUGCACCGCUAAUAUGGACCUGGGUCCCCUGCUGGGCUUCCUGCCCUUCAGCCUGCCGCCCUACAGUGCCCACAUGGGAAUGGGAGGGUUGGUGAUGGGCUAUCCAUCUACCUCCACCUCCACCUCCUCCCCAUCCGCCUCCACUGGCCUGUCCUCCCAGGCUCCAGGGCCCUUCACCCUCCUCCAGCCUCCCCAGGCUCAUGUACCCCAGGGCCCCGCAGCCCACAACCACAGCCAGCUACCUCAGGGGUACAGCAGUCCUGCUAUGAGCACUUCCAGCUCCCUACCUCGCUACUACCAGGCCUUCCAGCAGUGAGCAGCUCUAUCCCUGAAGAUCUACCAUCCACAAACGUUGGCUUCACACAUGCUCAUGGAUACUUUAUGAAAAGGGCAAAAAAUGGGAAUGGGAUCUUCCAUUGUAAAACAGAAAUGCUAAUUUAGCCCGUUGAUGCUAAUGAUGCUAAUCUUAGUUAUCUUUUGUUGAACACAACAAAUCACCUCAUCAGUAUUACCUCAUUAUUUAAAGUAAGCUUGAAAGAGGGAGGAGAUUAUCUCAGUGCAACCAAAAUAGAGUACUUCUUUCAGUCAGAAUCUGUUACCAACAGUGGUUGCACUUAAGAAUGGACACAGGUGCAGCACAAUGUCAUUGAGUUAUACAGUUUUAGAUCAGUAAUGGAAACAUCUGUGGUCUCAAAGACCACUGAUGUUUUUUUUUUUCUGGAAUUUACCAUGUUUAAGAAAGUGACACCUUCACACUACAGCAGAUUGGUUAGAAUUUUUCCAUGGAUUUGCUUUCUAAAGUUUUCAAGUCAGUGGAAAUUUGUUUAGUUGAACUUUUUAGCUCCAAAAGAACUGGCAGGAUGAGGAAUGAUACUUUCAAAAUGUUAUCCAUUACAGAAUAGUGAGAACUUGCAAACAUUUUUAAUCAGCAGUUUAAGCCACUGGAAAAUAUUGAGUAAACAGUACAGUUUGAGUAGGUUUAAAUAUUUGUUUGGAUUUACCCUUUUUUUUUUUUUUUUUUUUUUUUAACAAUAGUUUCAAAUGGUGAGACAUUGUUAGCCUUUAACUCUUUCUGCAUAAUUCAGAGAUUAGUAACCUAUUUUUAGUGUCUGCCAACUGAUUACUGUAAUUAACAGUAACCAUAAAGAUGGAUUAUGGUUACCAAUUGUUGGUAAUCAGAAUACUGUAUACUGUAAAAUACUGUACACCCAUUACAUCUAAUCCAUUACUCCCGAAACCUACCGACCUAGUCAACUGAAAGAGUGAUUGAUCAAAAAUAUAAUGCACAGUUCUUUGAAUUUUAUUGCUGCUAUAUACAAAAUCAUUUCAGAUGUUAUGCUGCAUUCCAGGGGUGUCAGAAAAUCUGAAAUUCCAACUUCCUACAAAGAAAAAUGCAGUGGAUCGGCCCUUCAGAUCAGAAUUCCUGGUCAGAAAAGUUGGGUGAGAUUUCUCAGCGCCAAGGUUUCAAAGAUGCAAUUCCUGAUGUUAUGUCAGCUUAGUGGCAUACACUCUGAACACUGCAUUGCACCAUUUUUCCUCUUUGCUACUUAACAUUACUAUGAAUAAUCCUCAAAGUACACUGGAUUUUCUUUUUUUUUUUUUUUUUUUUUUCAUAUUGCAUGACCUUAAAUAUAUCAAACCACCUGUGUGGUCAGUGGUUCAACACGUAUUUGAAAUAUUUGUGCUAACUAGAUAACUAACACUGCUACAUAUCAUAAUAGCUGCUGCAUGAGGAACAGGAUUUUAUGUUGAAGAGUCCAUGUUUCUCACCUGGUUUGUAGGAGGUUAGAAUUACGGCCUCGAAGCUGGGACUUUCUGAUGUCCCACUCGGAAUGCAGCAUAAGAUUCACCAAGGUGUUUCAGAACACUUACAUGUGUUUUCUAUUUUGGGCAAGCUUUGUGCCUGUCCAAACUCACAGCCGUUUUACUGUUCUUAUUACGAUGCAUUCCCAUGAGGUUGGGAUGCUUUUGGAUCUUGGAGUUUCUAGUGGAAAGCUGUGUCCCUCCUCUUGGCCUUGCCUCCACUCUGCUGCCAAGACCAGGCAAGGCAAGAGAAGGGAACUAUUGGAGGAACAUUGGUCUCUUGAGAUUCAAGCCUGAGCUGCUGCAUUUCCAGGGCUCCUUUUAAUGGAGUUGCACUGCAACAUAGCAUGAAUUAAGGAUCUGAACGAGUAUCCUAAAAAUGGCCUCUUUCCGUCAUGAAGUUGGUCAUUUCAAGUGGAAGUGGAGGACCCUUCCCGUUAGAUGUUGCGUGUGGUUGACUUGAAGUUGGAGAGAAGAUACUUAGAGAGAUAGUUACUGAAAUGGUUGCUUUCACUCUUCUGCCUUAUUUACAUUUGCUGUAUUUUGAAGGACUUUCCUCACUAGCAUCGUCUCAAGCCUUGAAGUGUUGCACCGAUGUCUUAAAAUGCUACUGUUGUGCCUCUUUAAGAGUGUCUACUCUCUUGACUGGGUUUAAGCACUUAUGACAUUUCUAAAAAAGGAUGAAUUUGAUCUCUUUUGAAAUUCUAUGUACCUCAACAAACAUGCAGAACUGUGGGUUUAUAUUUUUAUUUGCUUCUAGUUAUUUUGGCUCUUAUUUGUGCCAUUAGAUUGAAACUAUAAAGGUAGAUUUUAUGAAUCUAAACUCUUUAUCUAGAAACAGACAUUGACAUUUUAAUUCACUCAAACUUUCUACCUCUAUCUUUUCAUAAUUUUUUCUUCUGCAGAAAUCAUCAGAAAUUGUUUUAACAUAUAACAAUUCAGCGGUUUUUACUGCUCUUGAAGAUACGGAGAUGUGUUAAAGAAUUUCAACUUUGGAGGACUGGGUAUACAUUCAAUUCCUAAUAGUGUAUGCUGGAGUCAGAUAAUGUUGUCUGUACAUGCCUUUGAUGAUUUUUCUACUUGUUUACUACCUCAGAGAAGAGCGACAGGUUACUCUCCACCUAACUACAGAGAAGAUGUCUGUAUAGAGUUUUAUUUUUGUCAGUGAACAAGCACAUGUACUUUGUAGCUCCAUAGUUUUUUAUUGAGGUUAGCUUAGAGCAAAAUUAUUUCUAGCACAAGAAGUACCAUGUUGCCAGGCGAUCCACGUUGCUCUGUUCUCAUAUUGUUGUGUGUCUUUUCAGUCUGGAAUGUUUACCUGCUUCAUUUACCGAUUUGGAGUUUUUGCAACUUGCAAUUUGGACAAUUGCAAGUUGGGAUGUACAGAUGCCACUCUGCCACUGCCAGUAUCGACUCUGAGCACUAAACCUGAAGUAAUGGCCAAAUUCAAGCACCAACUUAAUGCUGACUUAAUGAAAUAGAUUAACUAAUAGCAAUUUAUUAUCUACAGUAGAAAGUUAUAAGACUGAUUUGCAAGUGGUCUGCACAGUCUCAGUACUCAAUAGGACUCAAUUCCAGUCGUCUGUGGCAGGUUUUUGCUCCUCCUCGUUUGGUACUGAGCUCCACCUGGUCUGUAUCUACCUGACACCAGGUAGUAUCUCAUGCUGUACACUGGACAGGUGUGACUCUUUAUCUACCACUGAGGAACAAAAAUCUGCAAGACACCAGACCUCGAUACCAGAAUUGAGUACCUAGGCUCUUGGGUUUAAUGUCCAGUAAAAGUUCAAACACAUUCCCAAAUUCAUUUUCCCAUUCUUAGUAGUGGGGGCUUCAGUAAAGAGUGAUCUGUCAUGUUUUAACAUGAGAGCCCAGCAGUGUCGAAAACAACAGUCAUUAAGCCCAACUAAAAAAGUGACAAAUUUUUUUAUGCACAACACGCAGCUACUGGCCUAUCACCCAGUGAUUCUCUGUUUAUGUCUUCAGUGUUAACAUGCCAUUAAGGCAGUCACAUUAGUAAAUCACCCAGGUCUUUCUUUCUCGUUAAAGUGUGCUAAUCAGUGAAAUCAGAUGCUAUGAUAUUAAGCUGGAGUGAAAACCAGCAGACUAAUGUGGUGCAGGACUGGACACCACAUGUGGAGAGGAAACAGUGGUUCACAGUGUGUGUUAAGACACUGAACUGAUGUAAUGUAGUGGUGAGUGAUAAACCACUUGUCAUAUUGGGACACAAACAUCAGCUACGUGCUCUAUAGUUAUGGCUCAGAGACUCCAAGUCAGGAAUGCUGAUUCCUCAAUGUACCGUGGCAUCUGCAUCUUACUGCUGCAUCCCUAAAUGCAUGGUCAUAAAUCAAGUUAACUGGAACAUCUGAUGUUAGAUCAGUUUGUCAGUGCGACAAUAACCUGAUGUGGAGGGCAUUCCAGACUGAACGGUAGAGAAGCUGUGCAGGGCAGGGGGUGGACGAAACGCCAGGCUAGUUAUUCUACCCAUCAAUUUACCUGAUGAUAAUUCAAUGUUAUUGUUGUGUAGCCUGCAUUCAGGUUGGCUCUGAGAACCACUACAGUGCAGGUUUCACCACUUUUAACUUUGUUGAAUUAGAUCAAUUUUGCUUUAGGUGUUUGUAUUAUCACCCAAUAGAUUAGAGAAAGAUGAAAAGAAAAUAAGCAGUUGUCAUAUUAUUUUCUAAUUGUUGUCAAAACAUAAAGCAAUACACAAUAAAUCAUUCUUUAGAUUUC
Messenger RNA from Myripristis murdjan (pinecone soldierfish), 6053 nucleotides. RefSeq names its product zinc finger protein PLAGL2-like. The transcript is spliced from 2 exons. Lineage: Eukaryota; Metazoa; Chordata; Actinopteri; Holocentriformes; Holocentridae. The coding region runs from base 523 to 1836 and encodes 437 amino acids. The record is from RefSeq and is a predicted model, not a curated record.